This is a messenger RNA of Hippocampus comes (tiger tail seahorse), 4673 nucleotides long. It is a transcript of the gene lrrc4.1, whose product is annotated as leucine rich repeat containing 4.1. The record is from RefSeq and is a predicted model, not a curated record. Gene Ontology annotation, molecular function: protein binding. NCBI's taxonomy places the organism in Eukaryota, Metazoa, Chordata, Actinopteri, Syngnathiformes, Syngnathidae. The coding region runs from base 1252 to 4080 and encodes 942 amino acids. The transcript has a single exon. Gene Ontology annotation, cellular component: plasma membrane; postsynaptic density membrane; glutamatergic synapse. Gene Ontology annotation, biological process: modulation of chemical synaptic transmission; synaptic membrane adhesion; postsynaptic density protein 95 clustering.
GGCAGGCUGCAGCUGCUGCUGUGUGCGCUUGGCAAGGAUGAUGCGCGUGCGCCGGCAAUUUGCCGCACGGCCGCAGUGUGCGGCAACUUGACGAGAGGGGACGAGGGGAUAAGGACGGCAAGAGAAAAAGUCGGAAACCGCACCGAGCCUUUGCAAAAGCCCCGCCGAGUGCGCAGGAAAAGCGCGAAGGAGGAAGCAAAAAAAAAUAAAAAAAUCAAGUGGACACGUCGUCACGUUCGGGAUGGAAAGAUAGAAGAGCUGUCAGACUGACCAACCGACCAAAUGAUUGACCACUGAAAAGUGGGCACAGGAAUAUAAAGAGGAGGAGGAGGGGGGGGCUUUUUUUUUUUUUUAACCCCCGCAUUGUCAAUCUCGCCGCCGGAGCGCAAAGCAAAGCAAAGAACGCUGGAAAAGAGGGACUGUGGAAUUCUCUUUCAACCCUUUUUUUUGUUCGGCCCCAUUUGACUCUUUUCGACAACUGUGUCACCCGACCGGCGCUAUGGAAACCUGGUUACGGUGUCUAUCGAGGGGAUCAACUGUCGGAUUCCAAGGACAUGCGAGGCAAACGGAGCUGACUGCCAGAAGCCAGCGGUGGAGCACUGCUUCUUUGGGAGACUGAGUGGAUUCCUACGUACAGUCUUUUUCUUGUUGUUGUUGUUGUUGUUGUUACUCAAGAGACAAAUAUCCAUCAUAAAGGGCCUUUGAAUCUUUCGGAUUGGAUGUAUGGAUUUCCAAAAGGGCUCAUCCUGGUUUAGCAGAGCAGUUGUUUAAAAGGCUUUUUUUUGGUCGCUGCUCGGGGAAACGCGUUCAUCUCAAGCGAGUGCCACCGCUCGUUGUGAGGGAGGCUAUAGAUCUCAGUUCAAGGACCUGUAAUGUUAACUUGAGGUAGGUGACGAGUGUUUCAAACCCUCUUUGCAUCGGUUUGCGACACCCUCGCGUCUCCACUUCUGUCUUUGUAAUAUGGCUUUCAGUUGCUCCGUUUACCACCGUGUCCUUCAUGUCGCAAUUCAGCCAGCACCCCCGACCCACUCCCCUCACUCCUGAGCACAUCUCACGGGAAUACGCUGUUAACUAAAUAUCGACAAAAGUUUCCCUACGAUAUCAAUAUGUCGCCUUUCAAUCUUCAGUCUCCUUCUCGCUUUUGACUCUGGUCCCCAUAACACUCAAGUCAGUAAACCAUCUCAUCUUCCUGAACCCCCCCAAAAACCCACACACACCACCACCAGCCCCCCAGAUGAUGCUGAAUUAUGAAUGUGCCACAUCAUGAGUCUCCUGGGGAGGGUAGCUGCGCAUUGUGCCAGGAAAGCCGCCCUACUCUGCGUAGUGUUUCUGAUGGCACGAGCAUGGAGCAGCGCCUCCCUGGCCUUAGGGGCGGUGGCGGCCUCGCAAGGACCCCAGGGCUGCCCCCCACAGUGCUCUUGCAGUAAUCAGCAGGGAAAAGUGGUGUGCACCCGGCGGGGCCUCACCCGCGUGCCCCCGGGCAUACCGGCCAACACGCGACACCUCAAUCUGAUGGAAAACGCCAUUGAGGCGGUGCAGGCUGACUCGUUCCGCCACCUGCACCACCUUGAGGUGCUCCAGCUGGGGCGAAAUGCCAUCCGGCAGAUUGAGGUGGGCGCGUUUAAUGGACUGACCAGCCUCAACACUCUCGAGCUGUUUGAUAACCGGCUGACGGUGGUCCCCAGUGGGGCCUUUGAGUACCUGUCCAAACUAAGAGAACUGUGGCUGAGGAACAACCCCAUUGAGAGUAUUCCUUCCUACGCCUUUAACCGGGUGCCCUCCCUGAUGCGACUGGACCUUGGCGAGUUGCGGAAACUGGAGUACAUCUCGGAAGGAGCUUUCGAAGGCCUACAAAAUCUCAAGUACCUCAACUUGGGCAUGUGCAACAUCCGGGGGGAGAUGCCAAACAUGAGUCCCCUGAAGGGCCUGGAGGAGCUGGAGAUCUCGGAAAAUCACUUCCCCGUGAUAAAGCCGAGCUCCUUCAAAGGCCUGAACUUGCUGAAAAAGCUCUGGGUGAUGAACUCACAGAUAAGCGUGAUCGAGCGCAAUGCCUUUGAUGAUUUACCAUCACUGGUGGAGCUUAAUCUCGCCCAUAAUAACCUGAGCGCUGUGCCCCACGAUCUGUUUUCCCCGCUCAGGUAUCUGGUGGAGCUCCAUCUUCACCAUAAUCCUUGGAACUGUGGCUGUGACGCUGUAUGGUUAGCACGUUGGCUAAGGGAAUACAUCCCCACAAACUCGACUUGCUGUGGACGCUGCAACUCACCUGCCACCAUGAGAGGGCGGCAGCUCGUGGAGGUGGAUCGAGGCGAGGGAGCUGCAACCCAGUGUUCCGCCCCGUUCAUUGCAGACGCGCCAAGGGAUUUUAACAUCUCGGCUGGGAGAGUCGCUGAGCUUCGCUGUCGCACGGCCCAGAUGUCUUCAGUACGCUGGCUCCUACCAAAUGGUACCAUCCUGACUCAUGCCUCAAGUCAUCUGAGGAUAUCGGUACUGAACGAUGGCACCUUGAAUUUUUCAAACGUCCUGGCUGUUGACACCGGCACGUACACCUGCAUGGUAUCCAAUGCAGCCGGCAAGUCCAAUGCUUCAGCCUACCUCAACGUGAGCGCGGCCGAGCUCAACACAUCCAACUUGAGCUACUUCACCACUGUGACGGUGGAGGUCUUGGGCCCAACCACAGAAAUGCCCAAACCCAAGAAGAGCACGACGACAUCUGCUGCUACUACGGUGGCUGGCGUAGCGGGAGGAGGACUGGGCCUCGGAACGACCGCCACAACGGCCUCACCUUCCGUCUUUCAGCCAGUGUUCAUCUCCACGCCGACCGUGUUGCUCCAAAGCACCGACAGCCCACCCGGUGCGGCCAAGCCAUCGGCGGGGCCCGGACUCAAAGGGGCAACCGGCAAACCUGGCAAGUCUGGCCCGAGUCUGGAUGAGGUCAUGAAAACCACCAAGAUUAUAAUUGGCUGCUUUGUGGCAGUCACCCUGAUGGCUGCUGUGAUGCUCAUUGCCUUCUACAAACUGAGAAAGCGCCACCAGCAGAGGAGUACCGUGGCGGCCGCUCGCACCGUGGAGAUCAUCCAGGUCGACGAGGAGGACCUUCCGCCGCCGGCUUCUGCAGCACAAGAGACAGCUGUGACGCUCCCCGAAAUCAGAGACCAUAACAGCAUCCACAAACUGGAAUAUCUCAGUCACAAGGCGAAUUACGGCUACAACAAACCCAAGGCCGAAUACAUACCUCAGCCUGAUUUCACCCUUCACAAACCGAAAGCAGAAUAUACGACGUACAAGCCCAACAUGGACUUCCAUGGCCACAAGUCCGUCCAAGACUACAGCGCUCGCAAAUCGACGCCAGAUUUCAACCUCCACAGACCAAAGCUUGACUACAGCCCCUUCAGACAGGAUUACGCCGCUCACAAAUCCAAAGCAGAAAGCAGCCCAUUCAAACCGGACUUUGGGACUCACCCGAAAGCCAGGUCAGACUACAGCCCUUUCAAAUCAGACUGCAGCACUCAUCCAAGGCAAAAGACCGACUUCAGCCCUUUUAAGAGAGAUUACAGUACCCAACCAAAAUCCAAACACGAUUACAGCCCAUUAAGGUCUGACUACAACACUCAGCAUAAACACAAGGUUGAAUAUAGCCCGUUCAAGCACGACUUUGGAACUCACCCGAGACAGAAACCGGAUUACAGUCCAUUCAAGCCUGGCUACGGCACUCAGCCGAAACCCAAAAUGGACUACAGUGUCCAGAAAUGUAAACCCGACGGCAACUACAACCCCAAGGACCCUUAUAACGCAUUCAAGACGGACUUCAGCCCGCACAAAGCAGACUUCGGCGCCUUUCAAUCGGAAUUCAGCCCCCACGCCCAGAGACCCAAAAUGGACUACAGCCCCCACAAAAUGGACUUCAGCACCUUGAAGCCAAAAUACAACACCUACAAGCCGAGCGGUCACGGGGCCAAAUGGACAGAGAACAACGUGGGGAAUUCUUUGCCUCGAACCUUACCCAGCACCAUCACGGCAAUGGCCGAGCCCUUUGUCAUUAAAACUCACACCAAGGAGAAAGUACAGGAGACUCAAAUUUAGAUAGCCCACCUUUAGGCCCCAGCUAUUGCCCUCCAAGCCACAUCCCCUUAUCCCCCCCCCCCACCACCACCACCACCACUUAAAUCAUGCAAUAGAAUGCACAAUGAAAAAGAGGACAGAAACAACUAUUUUGUACAGAGCAGACGCAAAGACUGGCAAGUUGUUGUUGUACAUGCUUAUAAAUAAAUAUAUAUGGACACGUUGAAAACUACCAUGAGCUGGUGACAGAGAAACAUAUAUUAAAAAGAAAAUGAAACUAUUUUCUAACUUGUAACUUCUGUUUAAAAAAAAUAUGUUGUUUUAGAAGCUGUCUUGACUUUGACAAAUGAGGGUAGUGUUGUUUAGGAAAAAAAAAAAACAGGGAUGGUGGGGGGUGGCCAUUCUGUGUGAUUUUUACACCGUGCUACAGAAAAUGCAGUGAUGAGAGGACAUAUUUAUACAAAAAAAAAGUCAUUUCUUUAACAAAAAAAAACAAACAAAAAAAAGGUCAGCGUUGAUCUUUACAGGUUUAUCUUGUAAAAGCACCAAGAAUUUGUACCGUGCCAAGUGUUAUAAAUGCAAUAAAAAGAUUCUUUUUGUAAGAAACCCACAAA